Messenger RNA from Candoia aspera, 1463 nucleotides. RefSeq names its product lymphoid enhancer binding factor 1 (gene LEF1). Gene Ontology annotation, cellular component: chromatin; beta-catenin-TCF complex. The record is from RefSeq and is a predicted model, not a curated record. Gene Ontology annotation, molecular function: DNA-binding transcription factor activity, RNA polymerase II-specific; RNA polymerase II cis-regulatory region sequence-specific DNA binding. The transcript has 11 exons. Lineage: Eukaryota; Metazoa; Chordata; Lepidosauria; Squamata; Candoiidae. Gene Ontology annotation, biological process: regulation of transcription by RNA polymerase II; canonical Wnt signaling pathway. The coding region runs from base 113 to 1348 and encodes 411 amino acids.
AGCCUUUUAACUUCCCUCGCUCCUUCCUCCUGCUAUUCCUUUCUCUCUCGUUCUCUCCUCCUGCCCUCCCUUCUUCCCACGUCCUCCUUUAUUCCCGGGUGGAGAAGCCACUAUGCCUCAGCUCUCGGGAGGCGGCGGCGGCGAUCCGGAGCUUUGUGCAACCGACGAGAUGAUCCCCUUCAAAGACGAAGGUGACCCCCAGAAGGAAACGAUCUUCGCCGAGAUCAGCCACCCGGAGGAGGAAGGAGACUUGGCCGACAUCAAGUCUUCGCUGGUCAACGAGUCGGAAACGAUCCCCAGUAGCAACGGGCACGGACAUGAGGUGUCUAGGCAAGGCCAGUCUCAGGAAGCUUAUGAAAAAGGCAGAGAACAUCCUGAAGAAGGCAAACACACAGAUGGUGUUCUGUACAAUAAAGGACCUUCUUAUUCUGGUUAUUCUGGUUAUAUCAUGAUGCCAAAUAUGAAUAAUGAUCCAUAUAUGUCUAAUGGAUCUCUUUCUCCACCAAUUCCUAGAACAUCCAACAAAGUCCCUGUGGUGCAACCUUCCCAUGCAGUCCACCCUCUCACUCCACUCAUCACCUACAGCGAUGAACAUUUUUCUCCAGGGACACAUCCUUCACACCUCCCCUCAGAUGUCAACACAAAACAAGGCAUGACACGGCAUCCUCCAGGUCCUGAUAUCUCCACCUUUUAUCCCUUGUCUCCUGGCAGUGUUGGGCAGAUAACCCCACCACUUGGCUGGCAAGGUCAGCCUGUAUAUCCCAUCUCAGGUGGAUUCAGGCAACCCUACCCAUCCUCACUUUCAGUCGACACUUCCAUGUCAAGGUUUUCACAUCAUAUGAUCCCAGGUCCUCCAGGACCCCACACAACUGGAAUCCCUCACCCAGCAAUUGUAACACCUCAAGUCAAACAAGAACAUCCGCACACAGACAGUGACUUAAUGCAUGUGAAGCCUCAGCAUGAGCAGAGGAAAGAACAGGAGCCCAAAAGACCUCACAUUAAGAAACCUCUGAACGCUUUCAUGUUAUACAUGAAAGAGAUGAGAGCGAAUGUUGUAGCAGAAUGUACUCUGAAAGAAAGUGCAGCUAUCAACCAGAUUCUCGGCAGAAGGUGGCAUGCCUUGUCGCGUGAAGAACAAGCAAAAUAUUAUGAACUAGCUCGGAAAGAAAGGCAGCUACACAUGCAGCUGUAUCCUGGCUGGUCUGCAAGAGACAACUAUGGAAAGAAGAAAAAGAGAAAGAGAGAGAAGCUACAGGAGUCGACAUCAGGUGGGAAGCGACACACAUUGUCAACCUGCAAGACAAAGACAGCGACAUCAGGGCCUCUUCUUGAAAUGGAAGCUUGUUGAAAUCUCCAGGGAUGCCCUUCAUCUAAACAGGCCACUACUAAGGAGUAUGUUUAGGAUGUCGAAUUCUACCCUGCGAAAGACCUUGAACCAUAAAGACAAUCACUGCCACGUCCCU